AUGGCAUUCAUCAACAUGUCAUAUUUGAACCCCAGAACGGUAACCUUGAUUGGCAUCCCUGGCCUAGAGCAUGUGCAGUUUUGGAUUGGGUUUCCUUUUUUUGCUGUGUGCCUAGUGGCUCUUUUGGGAAAUAGCAUCUUAUUAAUCAUCAUCCCUUCAGAACGUAGCUUGCACCAGCCCAUGUACAUCUUCCUGGCUGUGCUGGCAGCCACCGACAUAGGACUCUGUGCAGCCAUUGUUCCUAAGAUGCUGGCCAUCUUUUGGUUCAGAUCUUGUUCCAUGGCCUUUGAUGCCUGCCUAGCCCAGCUGUUUUUCAUCCAUACCUUGCAGUGCAUGGAGUCUGGUGUUCUCUUGGCCAUGGCCUUUGACCGCUACAUCGCCAUCUGUGAUCCUUUGAGGCACACGUCCAUCCUCACUCCUUCCAUUGUGGGUCGCAUGAUAGUGGUCAUGGCAAUUCGAGCUAUAGUGCUGGUUGGUCUGUUACCCAUUCUAAUCAAAAGACUGCAUGUUUUCCAUUCCAUUCUUAUUGCCCACUCUUACUGUGAGCACAUGGCUGUGGUCAAGCUGGCUGCAGAAGACAUUCUAGUCAAUAAGUCAUGUGGUCUUUUUGUAGGCUUUACCAUUCUUGGAUUUGACAUGAUUUUUAUCCUCAUAUCCUAUGUUCUGAUUUUCCAAGCUGUUUUUCGUCUACAACAAAAGGAGGCACGGCUAAAAGCAUUUAACACAUGCACAGCUCAUAUUUUUGUCUUCCUCGAGUUCUAUAUUCUUGCCUUUUUCUCUUUUUUCAGCCACCGUUUUGGACAUGUUGCCCCCUCUACCCACAUUCUUUUGUCUACCAUCUACCUCCUUGUGCCACCUGCACUGAAUCCUAUUGUCUAUGGUGUAAAAAAUAAGGUGAUUUGUAACCGUGUGGCAAAGAUUUUUCUUCUGAAUCAUGGAUCUCAGCAAUGA
Messenger RNA from Microcebus murinus (gray mouse lemur), 951 nucleotides. The record is from RefSeq and is a predicted model, not a curated record. NCBI's taxonomy places the organism in Eukaryota, Metazoa, Chordata, Mammalia, Primates, Cheirogaleidae.